AUGUCUUCUCUGAAUCUUCUGGCUCUAUCUACAAACAAUUUGAAUGGUAGUGUUCCAGACAAUAUGUGCCAACAUCUUCCGAACCUUCAAGGUUUGUAUUUGUCUAACAACAAUUUUGACGGCCAACUUCCAUCCAAAUGGUCGCAGUGCAAACAUCUUCUUGUAUUAUCGAUGGGGUAUAACAUCAGCGGGAGCAUACCCAAAGAUAUUGGGAACUUAACUCAGAUAAAGACGAUUUACCUUGGCUCCAACUAUUUGACAGGUACCAUACCAAAUGAGAUUGGUCAUCUUCCAUGUUUAGAGGAAUUUGUCCUGGGUGGUAAUAAUCUCAGUGGCCUCAUCCCAACCUCAAUCUUCAAUAUGUCCACAAGAUCAAUAAUAUCACUUGACAGCAACCAGUUCUCAGGUAACUUCCCAGCAAAUAUAGGCCUUGAUCUUCCAAACCUACAAGAGCUCCUCGUAGGAGCAAAUAAACUCAGUAGAGUCCCCGAAUACAUCUCUAAUGUUUCUAAAAUCACAAACUUAGACCUGCCUUCCCCGAGCAAUCCAUUAAAGGCUCCACUUCCCAUUUCCUUUAGGAAUCUCUCUACAUCACUUGAGACCAUUAAGCUAAGCAAUUGCAGCUUGAGAGGUUACAUUGCAAAUGAUAUUGGCAAUUUGAGCAGCUUGACACUCGUAGCUUUGGACUACAAUCUUAUGAGUGGGAGCAUUCCAACCUCAGUAGGAAGAUUACAUAAUCUCCAAGAUAUCAUGCAAUUAGACAUGUCAUCCAAUUCUCUAAUUGGACCACUCUCAGAAGGUAUUGAACUAUUGAUAAUUUAUCUGAAAGCCACUUGUCUGAGAGUUAUUCCAAAGUCUCUUGAAGCACUCUCAUCUCUCCAAUAUCUAAAUUUUUCUUUUAACAGACUUCAGGGAGAAAUUCCGACAGGCGGGCCUUUCAAAAACUUCUCUGGUGAAUCAUUUCUUUCUAACCAUGGACUAUGUGGUGCAUUCCUAUUUCAAGUUUCAGCAUGUAGAAGGAAAACUGAGAAAGAAAAAGGUGAAGCUGCAACAGAGACUACCUUCUUGCCUCAACUUCUAUGGAGAAGAGUUUCAUACCAAGAACUUCUAAGGGCGACAAAUGGAUUCACCGAAUGCAGCUUACUUGGAGAUGGGGGUUUUGGCUCAGUAUACAAAGGAACACUGUCAGACGGUAUGGAGGUUGCCAUAAAGGUUUUCAAUUUACAGUUAGAAGGGGCAUUCGCAAGUUUUGAUACUGAAUGUGAAAUGCUAAGCAAUAUUCGUCACCGAAAUCUCGUCAAAGUCAUCAGUUGUUGCGGCCAGAUUGGUUUCAAAGCUCUCGUAUUGAACUACAUGCCUAACUGGAGUCUUGACAAAUGGUUGUAUUUUCAGAACUUUUCCUUGAACACCUUUCAGAACUUUUCCUUGAACACCUUUCAGAGGUUGAAUAUAUUGAUUGAUGUUGUGUCGGCAUUGGAGUACCUUCAUAAUGGUUAUGAAACACCUAUUGUCCAUUGUGAUUUGAAGCCCAGCAAUGUAUUACUAGAUUAUGAUAUGGGUGCACAUGUUGCUGAUUUUGGCAUUGCAAAAAGCUUGGGUGGAGGAGAUUCUAUGACUCGAACCAUGACCCUUGCCACAAUCGGUUAUAUGGCUCCAGAGUAUGGAAUGGAAGGAAUGGUAACCAGAAGAGGGGAUGUGUAUAGUUUUGGUAUUGUAGUGAUGGAGACAUUCACAAGAAGGAAGCCAAUUGAUGAGAUCUUCGCUGGGGAAAUGAGUUUAAAGCUAUGUUUUGCAAAUUCAUUACAUGCAGGGGCGGUAGUUAAAGUUGUGGAUGCUACUUUACUUGGAAUAGAGGAGGAUCAUGAAUUCAUGAUUUUUGUGAGCAAGAGGGAGAGAGUAGCUGUUAUGAGACUAGCUGUUGCUUGUUCAGUAGACUCACAAGCAGAGAGAGUAAAUAUGCAAGAGGCUCUCGCCACGCUUAAGAAAAUCAAGAUCAAGUUUUUGAAGGACGUUAGAGGAGGUGUCGAACAGCCCUCUUCUUCAAGGAUCCGAAUCCUCUAAAAUCGUAGGGUUGUAAAGUUAUUUAAAAUUCAUAAAAUCAUGAUGCUCGAAGUGAUCUAAAGGUCUAGAUUGUCUCCACAUCAGCUUAGGUAAAGUUUACAGUU
Messenger RNA from Rosa rugosa (rugosa rose), 2165 nucleotides. Its product is annotated as receptor kinase-like protein Xa21. Gene Ontology annotation, biological process: protein phosphorylation. The transcript has 7 exons. Bases 1 to 2061 code for a protein of 686 amino acids. Lineage: Eukaryota; Viridiplantae; Streptophyta; Magnoliopsida; Rosales; Rosaceae. The record is from RefSeq and is a predicted model, not a curated record. Gene Ontology annotation, molecular function: protein binding; protein kinase activity; ATP binding.